AUGGCGGUGGAAAGCAAUCAGACAAGUGACCAAGAGAUGGCGAAUUCGCAACCGGAGCAGCAGGAGCUCAAACGGAAGAAGAGAAUCAGAUUGGCAAUCUACAUUGCUGUGUUUCUUGUGUUUCAGAUCAUAGUGAUUACCGUACUAAGCCUCACCGUGCUGAAAGUGAAGUCGCCGAAGGUGCGACUUGGUGCCCUCAACGUGCAAAAUCUCACGGCCGCCCCUGCAACGCCCUCGUUCGACGUGACAUUCGCAACCCAAAUCAGGAUCAAGAACACAAAUUUCGGCCGGUACAAGUUUGACGCAAGCACUAUUAAGUUUUACUACGAUGGCGCGACCGUCGGGCAAGUUAGCAUUCCCAAGGGCAAGGCCGGAAUGUGGUCGACCAAGAAGAUUGAUGUCACGGUGAAUUUGAGUACCAAGGGGCUGCCGAGCUCCAAAAACUCCAGUCUUCGAACGGAACUGAGCACUGGGGUUUUGCGGCUGACGAGCGAAGUGAGGGUGAAAGGAAAGGUGGAGUUGAUGAUGGUGAUGAAGAAGAACAAGUCUGCGAAAAUGGACUGCACUUUGGAAAUUAACUUGUCAACCAAGAAAAUUCAAUAUUUGAAAUGCAAGUGA
Malus domestica (apple) is the source of this 618-nucleotide messenger RNA. Its product is annotated as late embryogenesis abundant protein At1g64065-like. Lineage: Eukaryota; Viridiplantae; Streptophyta; Magnoliopsida; Rosales; Rosaceae. The record is from RefSeq and is a predicted model, not a curated record.